This is a messenger RNA of Xenia sp. Carnegie-2017, 1850 nucleotides long. RefSeq lists its product as uncharacterized. The transcript has 6 exons. NCBI's taxonomy places the organism in Eukaryota, Metazoa, Cnidaria, Anthozoa, Malacalcyonacea, Xeniidae. The record is from RefSeq and is a predicted model, not a curated record. Bases 583 to 1833 code for a protein of 416 amino acids.
AGAGAUACAAAUUACUGUGGAAGUGUUUGGCGGGUAACGUUUACAAACAAGGAUUUUCGAAUAUUUAAGACAUUUGGCGACGUUUUACUUAUCUCAAAUAUCUGUUAUGGAUAAAUAAAGUUAUUUAAAUCAAUGUGACAUCAAAAUGAUUUCGAUACCUGUAAAAUAUCGGCGUUCAUGUUCAUUUGAAAAUCGUUCGUGCAAGAAUCGAAUUUGCCUCAUUGUUGUCAAGACAAGAUAAUGCACAGCUCGCUUUCCAAGUUUAGAGGAAGUUAUGAUCUAGAAUAUGUUUCAAUGCGUAAAAACUGUGAACGUUAAGUGAUUUGAAAGAUCGAAUGUUCAAAGUUUUGAGCCAUCAACUAGUAAAAGAUGUUUUAAAUUCCGUGGCACAAAAUGAUUUUCCAAAUAUCGACUCAAAGGAAGAAUAUAUGAUGCUUAAGUUGUCAGAAUUUGCAUCUUUCUAAAUGUUCAACUGUUCAAGUCUACACGCCGUUAACCAGUGAAAGAUAAAUCAAACGAAGUUACAAUUCCAAACAAGAACAAUAUGCUUAACAAAAACAAAUCACUGCCAUCUUAAAGAAGAUGGAAUCAAGAAACGUAAGAAAUCUGUUUAACAUUCGCUUAAUGUUUAAUGUGGUUCGAAAGAAACUUGCUCAGUUUUUUAUCGAAGAAUGGAACUCUCGUUACAAAGAUAGGUAUGGAGAAUGGGAUGACACAAACAACAGUGGCAAAAUAUUUUACCAACUUGAACAACGUCCAAUGCUUCCUCAAACAAUAGCAAUGUAUUUUCGCGAUGGAGACACCAGUAAAUGGGACUGUACAAUAUUAUUUCAUGCAAUACUUUUUUCAAAUUCAAUUGGAAAUCAUCUUCAUAGAAAAACAAGGAAUGCUUUAGAUGAACUUCGUCGUGAAAGAAACAAUUACGUACAUUUUAGUAGAAGCGAAUGCUCAGAUGAUGAUUUUGAUGAAAUAGUCUGUAUCAUUGAAAAUUCAUUUGAGCAAUUGCAAUUUUCUCUCGAAGAAAUCAUUGAAAUAAAGGCUGAUCGAAGCAGUUUUAAUUCAUUUCAAGCUCUUCCUUCUAAAUCUAAUCAUUUUCUCGUUGAACGCACAGAAUUACGAGAUCAAAUUAUAAAAGAUCUUGAAAAAUUAAGGAAUUAUAACAAUAAUGAACUGACAUAUUUCUACAUCUCUGGUAAUCCUGGCAGUGGUAAAUCUCAACUUGCAAGACAGGUUUGUGAAAAAAUAUUUUGUGAUUGGAAAAAUAAAACUUCGUUUGUAAUGACUCUCGAUGGAAAGAAUGAGGAAUCUCUUUUAAAAACUUACUGUGAACUUGGAUACCGUUUAAACUGUGACAAAAAUAUGAUUAAAAAAUUUGAAGAUGACAACUGUUCCAUCACAGACAAACUGACAAAUUUGCGAUCGCUCGUAUCCACACGAUUAAAAUUCUGGCAAAAUUGGUUGAUCAUUGUAGACAACGUGGCACAGCUUGGAAAAAUUUCUUCGUUACUUCCCCAAGUAGGUGAUCCCAUGUGGACAAAUGGACAAAUCAUAGUAACUAUCCAAAACACAGAUGCCGUACCUCAAGACGAUAAGUUUAACAAACAUAUUUCUAUCAGAAGUGGAAUGAAUGAUAAAGAAUGUUGUCAGUUGUUGAAUUAUUACACUGAAGAUGAAAAUGCUAAUGAUCAAUUGUUGAAUGAAAUAUCGCAAGGAUUGGAUCGUCAACCGCUGGCUUUGGCUGCUGCUGGUUAUUAUGUCAGUCUUGUAAGCAGAGUAAAUGCGAAGCUAAAAAUCAUCUUGAAAAGGCUCUGGAAAUUCGAAAACAAUCGUUAGGUCAAUAUCAUGUUGAU